AUGGAGACGACCAUGAUGGAAAUCGUGACGGCGGUACGCGCGCGCCUACCGCUGUUCGACCCGAACGACGAGAGUUUCGUCAGCGAAGACGCUCGAGACAUGGGACGAUACCUCGAGGAGGUCGAGCGAGAGUUUGCGGAUCGGGCGAAGGCGUUGCGGGCGCGAAUUGACGGCGGGGAGAUUCUGUGUCCGGCUGGGAGCUAUCCCAUGGCGCCGUGGCUCUGGAUGUCGCGGAGACGAAGGGGUAUGGACAACGCGCCGACGAAGGAUCCGACGCGCAAGCUUUGGGGGGUGUCCGGAGCGUACGAGCAGCCGCACGAGAGCACGUGUUCGUGCGGGACAUGCGCGAAGAUACGAGGGGUGGACUUUGCGAAGUAUCUCAGAGCGGAUUCCCGCGGCUCGGCGGGGUACUUCAACGACGGUGAGCGGGAGUUUUUUGAUACGUGCAGGGUCCAGGCGUGCAACGAGCACGGGUUGGAGGUGUGCGGCGAGUGCGCGUUCGAUAAGAGGGCGGAGAACGAUGAGGAUAGGUUGCGAAAUCGGAUGCGGGCGAAAGUGGAGAUAGAAGUGGCGAGGCAGAAGGAGUACGGCAUUGACGAGUUGACCAGAUUGUAUAAGAAGUUUGUACCCAGUGAGCUGGCGACGAUGGACAAAGAACAUGUUCACUCUUCCAUUUACACAAUGACUUGGGACUUUUGGACCUGGGUGCACUUUACGCAGGCAUUAGAGGUGUUUUUGGGUGACAAUGUACAUAUGGACGUCGUGCGAUUACGAAUCGAACAUCACAGGCUCUGUGCCCGGCCGAUUCAUAAAGAGGAUGAGAUUUUCAUGGCGACGCCCACAACGUUCUGUGUCGCAUUCUCGAAUGGUCGCAAACACGGUUGCGAGACCUUCACAUUGGCUCACAUGUUCUUGGAGAUCUUAACGAUUCGUGUCGAAGGCGUGAUCAAUUAUGUGUCUGUAGGGGACGACAAACUGGGUCACCAAGAUGUGAGUUUACUAGACUAUUGCCGCAUCAUUCGAUUACUCACACAUGGAAUGUGGGUUACGCUACGCCAUGAAACUGACUUUCUGCUCGACGAGAUCCUGUCUGCGCUUUAUAUACCGUUCCACCAUCUCAGAGAAAGACUUGAAAACGACUUUAUCCCUGCACUAAAGAAGUUCGUGAAUGAGGCCGUGAUGCGAGGACUGAGUCGAAACUACGAAAUGUUACAUAAGGAGGCAGUAUUGGAAAUGUGGACGAAGGAGCUCGCGGCGGCGAAAGGGUCGUGGCCACCGUUGCCACAAUCUUCGGUUGACGUCUUGCAAAAGGCGUGCGAUUUGAUGAAAGUACGUGCACUAGACGAGCAUGAACUCAAAAUUUGCGAGCAUUUUCCGCCAUCCGACGUUAUCAUCGAGGAGGCAGCCCGGAUUGUAGACAACCCGUCGGCGGUCAAGCCGACGAGCGCAUCGGCGCAUCACACCAAGGCUUCGAAAGCUGUUUCAGCGCCGUCGACGACUCAACUGACUAGUGCACAAGGCGCACCAGAUUCGGGGGUGCCAGGCGCGUUUAUGAUUCUUCCGCGUGGGUCUAUUAACGUGGAGAUGAUGAAAGAUAGGACGAACCAUGCCCUCGUUUUGUUUGUUCUCGGCAACAAAUGUCUUCCAGAGGUUCGUUGCCCAGAAGAAAUGCCGACUUUAGACCGUCUAAAGGCGACGAUCGUGAUUAUUCCCGUGCCACUCAGUGCCACAAGUUCUGAAGUUUUUGAAAGUGUGGAGGAACUGUGCAGGAACUGUGUGCAUGAAUUCAUCGUACCCAAGACUUCCCGGGAAAAGGAAGAAAUCAGCACGUACUUCGAUAACAGUGUGUUCGAGUACGCGGAGUGUGUGGAGAAUACUGGGAGUACACCGUUCAAAUUUAUGCUCGAUCGCGAACGCCUAGCGCGUGAAGAAGACGAUACAAUUAAGGCGAUACUUGACAUGCGGGAGGUAGUCCUUGCAAACGACGGAGAGUACAAGGAAAGGCCAAAACGUCUUUACUAUAAGAGAGGGAAUGACGAUAAGUUCGAGGACAUCUUUCCGCCUCAGUCGUCGAAUGAGACCUAUGUGCUCUACAUGAGGCCAAAGGCCUUCAUCUACUUUUCUGUAAGAGAUGGCAUCACGGGGGACGGCACUGCCGGCAGUAAGCCUCAGCGCUUCAAAGUCGUCCAAACGGUGCAAUGGAAAAGAGUGAUUGCUGCAUUUUGUGACAAGAAGAAGAUCUCCAACGUAUCCGACGUCGAGCUAUGGAUGCUUCGCGAUGGGAUGCCAACUGAAACUAGGUUGGCUCCAGAUUUCACGCCAGAAACUUCUCAGUACAACCCGGGCACGGAUACCCUUACGAUUAAGCGAAAGGUAGGAGCGUAUGACUUUCAAACGGGAACUGAUAAAUUAUACUAG
Ostreococcus tauri is the source of this 2418-nucleotide messenger RNA. RefSeq names its product unnamed product. Lineage: Eukaryota; Viridiplantae; Chlorophyta; Mamiellophyceae; Mamiellales; Bathycoccaceae. The record is from RefSeq and is a predicted model, not a curated record. The transcript has a single exon. Bases 1 to 2418 code for a protein of 805 amino acids.